AUGGUCAAAAGUUUGGAAGGUAAACGCGAUUUCCCUUCUUCCAAUUCUAAUAACGCUAUCCUCGAGAAAAUUGAUGUCACCCUUCCAAUGAACGAUGCUCUGAUUUCUAUAUUGACUAAAACGCCAAAGAAGCCUCUGAAUAGUUUUUUCCUAUUCAGAAAAGCAUACAGUCACACGCUAACUAGCAAGCAUUUUCGUCUUAGUGCCUCUGAGGUCUCACAAAGAGCAUCGGCCAUAUGGAAGGCUAAGUCAGAACCUGCCAGACAAGAGUUUAAAAAAUUGGCCGAUCAAAUCCGCGAAAAUGCUUUAACAGAGAUCUGUUUACCUUCUUCGGCUAAUCAAUUAAAGAACAAAUAUAAGUGGCGCCAUAUGACUCAAGAUCCUCAAAACUACAAAAGAUCAUACAACAAAAGACAAUUUGAGAAACCAUUAAAACCAUUAAAGCCCACAUCAGCCGGCUUGAUCCAAAAUCAAUCUCAUCCUUAUACUGACUUUUUCGUUGAACAAGCAAUUGAGGAUCAUGUUAAUUUCGUCCCGUCAGACAUUGAUUUUCAUCCAACACAUCAACUAUUUACCGGAUUUUCUAAUUUUAAUCAACCUUCCUUUCCACCUAUUCCUUUUAAUUCUGACGUAUUCGCUCUUUUUAAAUAUAACGUAAUUUAG
Messenger RNA from Ambispora gerdemannii, 663 nucleotides. The record is from the annotation of a GenBank genome assembly. NCBI's taxonomy places the organism in Eukaryota, Fungi, Glomeromycota, Glomeromycetes, Archaeosporales, Ambisporaceae.